This is a messenger RNA of Plodia interpunctella (Indianmeal moth), 2234 nucleotides long. It is a transcript of the gene Cog7, whose product is annotated as Component of oligomeric golgi complex 7. The record is from RefSeq and is a predicted model, not a curated record. The coding region runs from base 204 to 2186 and encodes 660 amino acids. Gene Ontology annotation, cellular component: COG complex. NCBI's taxonomy places the organism in Eukaryota, Metazoa, Arthropoda, Insecta, Lepidoptera, Pyralidae. Gene Ontology annotation, biological process: Golgi organization; intracellular protein transport; retrograde vesicle-mediated transport, Golgi to endoplasmic reticulum. The transcript has 17 exons.
GGCAUAUGUCACGGACUGCCACACAACAGUUUGCAAAGUUUAUUUUCAUUUUUAAUAUUGAUAAAUAAAAAUAAUAAAGUUAAAAUACAUUGGCUGGUUCAUACAAAUACAUGGCACAUUUACAAACGUUAUUUGGUAUCUGAUACCAAACAUAUUAUCAUGGAUUUAAAAACAUUCUCAGAAGACGAUUUCGAUCCUAAGAAAUGGAUAAACAGAGCGUGGGGCUCCAGCGGCAAUCAGGAGAAAGAGGUGUUUGUGGCCAAUGCUGUUACAAGACUUCAGCUCUAUAUGAAGCAAUUAACCAACUCCCUGGACGAGACUACUGCUCAGUAUUCCAGAUAGUAACAUCAGUGCCACGGAUCCUUCAGUCAGCUGAAGCGCUUCAGGACGAAGGCCAGGCGCUGCAGUACGAGCUGCAUUCACUGGAACACAAGCUGACCAGCGUGGAGCAGCAGACGGGGAAUUCUAUUGAGAGUUUGCAGCGGAUCGACCGCUUGAAGAGUACUUUGGAGAAUGCUGCGUCUGCGCUCCGCGAAGCAGACAAAUGGGCAAUGCUUGCGGCGGCUUUGGAACACGUGCUCGAAACGGGGGUUCCCACUCAGAAGGAGCAACUCGCCGAACUAACCCAACAGCUGCACGCCAACACUGCCUGUCUGGAGGUCCUGAGCGACGCGCCCGACUAUGAAAGCAAGCGAUUACAGCUGGAAACAUUGUACAACAGACUGGAGGCGGCUGUGACCCCACCGCUGAUCGAAGCUCUGACUGACAACGACGUUGAUCGCACAUCGACGUACCUAGCGCUAUUCGUGGGCAUGGGCCGCGGUCUGUCUGUCUGUAGAUGUUGGAGACGCGCCGCGGCGUCUCGUCUCGCAUCCAAAUGGAGCGCCCUGGAGUCCCACUCCGUCGGAGCCCUGACUCGGAUGCUGAUAGGGGAGGCUAACAACCAGGUGGACUGGCUCACAAACGUACUAAAGUCUGACAGUCCGAUAGCAGAACUUUUGCGGCUGUACACUGAUCUGCUGCUAUCACUGGAGCCCACACCCACCUUGGUGGUGUCGGCGAAUCUAAAGCUGUGCUCGACUCCCGAGGAAGGAAUAGUUAUGCUCACAGACCUAAAGACAGACAUUGACGGGUUUAUAUCGUGCAUUAGAGGAGUGAUGGACGCACCUAGAUCCAACAGAGAAAAGUUGUUGCCGGCGACCGUCCGCGAACUAGGCCGCGCCGCGUACGCGCCGUUACGGGAAUUGCUGCCGAGGUACACGGAGCUGCAGUCGAGACUGCUCAUUGAACACCUUAACGACCCUCAACUGCAGCAGACGGACGAUAUCGUAGAACAUUCUCGAUCGAUUCUGUCGCUCGCUUCGCGAUCGGAAGGCUGGCUGGAGAUCGCCUACAGCAGAGCGGAGAAGAUCGCCGGCCGCUGCGUUUAUCCGUUCUACGUGCCGGCGCUCGAGAACUUCGUCCAGUGUCUGAGCAACACAAUCUCCGCCCACUAUCGCCGCAUAGAAGCGCUAUUCCGCUCGACGGUGGCCGCAGGUCAAUCGACCGGCGUGCUGUCGCCGAUGUUCCCCGCGGCACUGAUAUUGGAAUCGGCCACAGCUGUCUUGUUGGACGCCAUUGCUAAUAGACUGAACAUCGAGCCGAAGCGCGAGCCAGCCCAUCCAUUAUUAGACCUAGCAACACUAGUGCUGGAGCCCGACUCCCGCCGGCAGCUGGCCAAACUACAAUGUCAGCCGCCGACAUUCCCCGAGCUGCGUCGCGUGAAAAACCAACUGAAAACAUUGGCGAGAGCUGUGUUGAGGAACCCAAUCGAUGUUAUAUUGGACGAGGUCCCGCAGCUCCCCGUGUGGAGCAACAACGACGCUCUGUCCACUGAUCUGCCGGACUUCGCUAUAUCCCCUCAAGAAUACAUCACUAAGAUCGGUCAGUAUUUGAUGACGUUGCCUCAUCACCUGGAGAUGCAUCUUUCCGAGAAACAAGCGCCAUUGCAGUUCCUAACCGAGGUCUGCACGCACACGUGUGACAUGUACGCGGAGAAAUUAUUGAACAUAAGGAAUAUGGACGCGCUCGGAACCAAACGGUGUCUCACAGACAUUGUGUAUCUGUGUUCUGUGGCUGAGGACCUCGGUAGCAGCGCCCCGCCUGCGCUCCGGCGUCUGGAGCAGUCGCUGCGGGUCGCCGCAUAGUGUGCUGAUUCGUUAUUUGUUACGCUAUAAAUAUUAUAUUAUAUUUGA